AUUUAGACCAAGAUGUCUAAGUUUUUUGUACAAUUCAAAAUGUUUUAUCCUGGUUAUCAUGUUAUAUACGACAUGCUCAGGCAUAUCAGUGAUCGGUUUACCUGUUCUUAUCCUGCCAAGUAUUGAGAAAAGAUUUAGUCUAUCGGGUAAAGAACUGGGGAUUAUCACAGCUGCGACUGACGUCACCGCUCUUCUCUGUGUCGUUUUUAUCAGUUACUAUGGUGACUAUGGCAACAAGAUCAAGUGGGUUGCAGGAGGAGCAGGCGUUUCAGGUUUUGGAGUACUUUUGUUUACUCUACCUCAUGCCAUCGUUGGACCAUAUCAUGUUCCUGACUUUGAAGAAAGUGAAACUGGAAUGUGCUUAUUGUCCAAUAAAACGUCUUCAUCGAGCACGUGCGACAGCGAUGGUAGUGGAAGCACGUGGUACUAUAUGAUGAUAUUUGUUAUCGCACAGUUCAUCCUUGGUGCCGGUAUCUGUCCAUUGUAUUCACUGGUCCCUUCCCUCUUGGAUGAAAAUGUUGAACCAAAACAAAUGCCUAUGUGUCUUGGUCUUUUGUACCUCUGUACGUUCCUUGGUCCAGGAAUUGGAAUAUUGCUGGGUGGGCAAUUCCUGAGCAUUUACGUUGACAUUGAUCAGCCAGAGGGAUUAAACCUCACUCCAAAAGAUCAUCGUUGGAUAGGAGCAUGGUGGUUAGGAUACAUCGUUUUUGGUUUACUAUUCUUGUUGCUAGCAAUUAUUUUAUCGGGUUAUCCCAGCUCGUUACCCGGAUCAAAAGAAAGACGUGAAAAGCACAUCCGGGAAGGAAAUUUACAAAAGAAAAGCAGCACGAAAGAAGCAAGCAUUAAAGAAAUUAUUCCUGAGUUGAAAACGUUACUUUCGAAUCUGACAUUCCUGUUUAAUGCUCUUGGAGUAUCUGUUUCGUUCAUUUUCAACGGCGGUUUGCUUCCAUUUUUGGCGAAAUUAGUUCAGUUAAAGUUUGAAUUGGAUCCUGUGAAGAAUGGAUAUGUGUUAUCAUCAAUUCUUACGCCAACAACAGUGGUUGGUGUUUUGUUUGGUUCAUUUGUGGUUCGACAAUUUUCAGUGAAAAAUGUCUGUAAAAAAGCAGCUCUCUUCAACGUGUUCUUAAAGAUAUUGGUAAUUGUAGCACCGUUCGCAGUUCUGAUACCUGGAUGUACGAAUGUUAACAUGGCAGGAGUUUCAACUAUCUAUAGUCAUAGAGACAGAAUAAAUACGAAUACAAGUUACAGCAACGAUAAACUCAUUUCCCAGUGUAACUUCAACUGUAGCUGCAGAAUAGAUAAGUUCAUACCCGUGUGUGGCUCUGACAAUAUUGUCUAUGCAAAUCCCUGCUAUGCUGGUUGUUCUGCUAAAUACAAGAAUCGGACGUUUGGAAGUUGUUCUUGUAUCCUUACUGGUCCUACCAAUGCAGAUACAGCAACGCAAGGUUACUGCGAUAGAGAUUGUAAAAAUCUGGCCAUCUUUUUUUUCCUCCUUGGCUUUGCCCUAUUUUCACGCUUUGCGUCGAUCGUUCCAACACAAACUGUUGUUCUGAGAUGCGUUCCGGACGACAAAAGAGCGUUCGCAACGGGAAUACAGUAUUUAAUGCUGAAGACAAUCGGGUUACUUCCAGGUCCUAUAAUUAUGGGCCAUCUAUUCGACCUUUGUUGCCGAUUGUGGCAAGAUCUCUGUGGUAAGAGAGGAAGGUGUUUCGACUACAAUAUUCAUCUUCUUGAAAGGAAUAUCUGUAUCUUUGGAGCAGUAAUAAUCGGUGUGUCAUCAAUGCUUUUCGUGCUUUCGUGGCACGUAUAUAAUCCUGAAGAAACCUCCGAUGACAAAGAAGAACAGAAUGACAGGAACGACGAAUUAGGCAUAUCUAAUGGUGAAACAGUGAUGUAGUGUCCAUGAUUACUCUACGAAAUAUAGCAGGAGCCCUUUUGAAGGUUUGGAACUGCUAGUCUGGUUAUUAUGUUAUUGAUAACUGUGCUUAUCACAGGAAACUUACGUUUUAUAACCCUUAUUUUAUAAGUACCACAGGAACUUUAGUUUAUUAGAUUACCUGAUUAUGCAUGUGUAAGGCAUGCUGUAGCCACCAGAACUGGGAAGUAUAGUGGAGGUAUCAACAUGGUAAAGAGCUAAAAGAUCUACGAGUGAAGAAUAAGGUGUUUUAUAAAGUAAGGUUGAGAUACUAAGGAAACAUCUCUACAAGGCCCCCCCUUGUAUUUAGUUAUUGUAGAGUUUGGUACAGUUUAAGUUUAGGAUUCACACUAUAUUAAUGUAAGUUUAUGUAUUUGCUCGACCUAUAGUCGAAUCAUGUUUCACAUUUCGCGUUUUAUGUCCUCGAUUUCGAUUUAAAUAUAUACGGAUUAUGAGAUUUUAUGAUCUACUAUUUUCGUUGCGUUGGCAAAGGCGGUAUUCACCCGUUUUCGUGCGUUUCUUCGCCUUAAUUGUGCUUACCGUUUUUUUCAAGCUUUAUACCAAAUUGCAUGGGAUCCUUGUUUGUUUUUUUAUGCUGUUAGAGCUUACGCCUUAAAAUACAUAUAUAGUAUUGUGCGUCGAAAAUUUGAUUAUAUAUUUUGUGUUUACGUA
Messenger RNA from Dendronephthya gigantea, 2587 nucleotides. RefSeq names its product solute carrier organic anion transporter family member 4A1-like. The record is from RefSeq and is a predicted model, not a curated record. Gene Ontology annotation, molecular function: protein binding; transmembrane transporter activity. The transcript has 9 exons. Gene Ontology annotation, cellular component: membrane. Lineage: Eukaryota; Metazoa; Cnidaria; Anthozoa; Malacalcyonacea; Nephtheidae. Bases 59 to 1897 code for a protein of 612 amino acids. Gene Ontology annotation, biological process: transmembrane transport.